AUGGACAUCGAAAAACCGGAAGCAGAGAUGACUGUUGCUGGUGACAGUGGCUGCAGCAACAGUAACAACAACCCCAGUUCAGGUCAUGGUCAUGGGGAUCCUUCACCUCGGCAGAUCCGGGGAUGGAAGGUCGCUGAUAUUCAACCUGCUAUCCUCGAGUUAUUUGGCCAAGUUCAACUUCUCCCGUGGAUAGGGGUUGGGUUCGCCCUCGGGACUAUGUGCGUUUUGCCCUGGGGAAAGGUUUAUGGAGUCUUCAAUGCAAAAUGGGUUUACCUGUUUAAUAUUGUGCUCUUUGAACUUGGUAGCGCUGUUUGUGGAUCCGCUCCCAACAUCGCUGUUUUGAUCUUGGGCCGUGUAAUUGCGGGUGUUGGUGGCGCCGGGAUGUACUCUGGUACACUUUCCUUUGUGGCAAUCUUGACAACUAUUAAGGAAAGGCCAAUUUAUAUGGCUGGCAGUACAGUGGUCUGGGGCCUUGGAAGCGUGUUGGGUCCUAUCGUUGGUGGUGCAUUUGCCCAGAGCUCGGCGUCCUGGCGAUGGGCAUUUUAUAUCAAUCUUCCCAUCGGGGCUGCCUUUCUACCAGCUUACCUAUUUCUGAUCCCUAGCGUUGACCCCCAGCCUAGCAAAUCAUUCAAGGAGAAAUGCAAGAUGAUUGAUUGGAUCAUGACAACAAUUUUCCUAGGCGGGUCAGCGUGCCUAAUCAUGGCUAUUACAUUUGGAGGUGUUGUGUAUUCCUGGAACUCCGCAUCUACGAUCGUGCUGUGGGCUAUGAGUGCUGUUCUGCUUAUAGUGUCUAUCCUUGUCGCCAAAUUUCAUCCUGGUGUUAACCGUGAAAAUCGCCUAUACCCGGUGCAUUUCCUCAACCGGCCAAUUUUAAUAAAUCUACAGAUUCAGAUGUUUUUGGUCUCUGGAAUAGCGCUAGCAACUACAUAUUAUAUUCCACUGUACUUUCAGUUCCUCCAUGGUGAUGGACCUCUCCAAGCUGGUGUCCGACUACUACCAUUCAUCAUAAGUCUGGUUGUUGUCUCUAUGAUAAAUGGGGCUUUUAUGCCAGCAUUACCUUACGCUAUGCCUUGGUACACUGCUGGCAGUGCUCUUGUCGUCAUCGGUACGGCGCUAAUGUAUACCGUUAACCUCGAUACAUCUAACGCUAAAAUAUAUGGAUACACCAUUCUUGUUGGAGCUGGGACCGGAUGCUAUGUUGUAGCUGGCUUUGCCAUUGUCCAGUCUUUAGUUUCUCCCAAAGAUAUACCCAAUGCUGUGGGUGCCAUGGCUAUUUCCCAAGAUCUCGGCAUGGUUGUCUUUCUUUCACUAGCGGGAUCAAUCUAUCAAAAUCUUUCCUUGAAAGAAGUUGCUCGAGCGCUACCCUCCGCCAGCAAAAGCGAGUUAACAGACUUGAUCGCCGGAACAAGCAGCCGAAGUUUCAAGGCGUUAUCCCAGGCAGAUAAAGACGCAGUUAUUCCUUAUAUUACUGGUCCUAUGCGUAAUGUUUGGCUGUUCUUCUUAGUUGCUGCUAUAUUGAGCUUUUUGUUGUCGGCAAUGCUUGGAAAAACGAGGCUAAUGGGUGCCACUGUCAACGGCGGGGGUACCUCAAUUAUCAAUUGA
Messenger RNA from Microsporum canis CBS 113480, 1602 nucleotides. RefSeq names its product azole resistance protein 1. Lineage: Eukaryota; Fungi; Ascomycota; Eurotiomycetes; Onygenales; Arthrodermataceae. Gene Ontology annotation, molecular function: transmembrane transporter activity. The transcript has 8 exons. Bases 1 to 1602 code for a protein of 533 amino acids. The record is from RefSeq and is a predicted model, not a curated record. Gene Ontology annotation, biological process: transmembrane transport.